UUCCUCUGUUCGCUGGGUUUGACUUCAUCAUGGUCGCCUUUUCCCGUAUCUCCACCGGUCUUCUGGUCCUUGCGGCCCCAGCUUUGGCCGAUGUGGUCUUUGAGAAGAUCCAGGCUGUGCCCAACAACUGGUCGUUGGUUGAAGAAGCCGAUGCCAGCUCGAACAUCACUCUAUCCAUUGCCUUGACGCGCCAGAACCUCGACCAGCUGGAGUCCAAGCUGCUGGCCGUGUCGACCCCUGGGCAGAGCACCUACGGCCAGUACCUCGACGCUGACGAGGUCAACGCUCUGUUCCCUCUGGCCGACUCCACUGCUGUGGUCUCGUGGCUUGCUGAAGCCGGGGUCACCGACAUCUCUCACCAGGGUGGGUUGAUCAGCUUCGCCACGACGGUGGGCACGGCCAACAAGCUGCUCAACACCACCUUCUCCGUCUAUGAGAAGGCAGGCACCCAGAAGGUCCGCACCACUCAAUACUCGGUGCCCGACAGUUUGACUGGCUCGAUCGACCUGAUUGCUCCCACCGUCUUCUUCGGCAAGACGCGCGCCGAACGCGCUGCCGCGAUCCAGGCUGUGAAGGUGACCACAAGGUCGAGCAGCAGUACCUCGGCCUCACAGUACAUCACCCCCUCCUUGUUGAAGCAACAGUACAACAUUGACUACACCCCGAAGGCGUCCUCCGGUAGCCGCAUCGGCUUUGGAAGCUUCUUGGGGGAGUCCGCCCUGUAUGCGGACCUCGAUCUCUUUACCGAGCGCUUCGACAUUCCGCAGCAGAACUUCACCGUGGAGCUGAUCAACGGUGGGAUCAACAACCAAGACUACGACGGGGGUGAGGCCGACUUGGACGUGCAGAACAUUGUUGGCAUCUCGCAUCCCCUGCCGGUGGUGGAGUUCAUCACUGCUGGGUCGCCUCCCUUCAUUCCCAACGUCGCGGAGACCACCGAUACCAACGAGCCUUAUCUAGAAUAUUAUGAGUAUCUAUUGAACAAGACCAGCGACGAGCUGCCGCAGGUGAUCACCAACUCUUACGGUGACGAUGAGGACACUGUCCCAUAUUCCUAUGCCACUCGCGUUUGCAACCUGAUUGGGUUGAUGGGCGUCCGCGGUAUCUCGGUCCUCGAAUCUUCUGGCGAUUCCGGGGUUGGUGCGGCCUGUCUGUCGAAUGAUGGAACGAACACGACUCAGUUCACCCCCGAGUUCCCCGGAACAUGCCCCUACAUCACUGCCGUCGGAGGCACCCAGGACAUCCCCGAGAUUGCCUGGGUGGACAGCAGCGGCGGCUUCAGCAACUACUUUGCUCGCCCGUCCUACCAGGCUGAUCAGGUCGAAACCUACCUGGAGCAGCAUAUCUCCUCCGCGGUCAAAGAGUACUACACUCCGUUCGUCAACUUCUCUGGGCGAGCUUUCCCGGACGUUGCCGCCUUUGCGGGUGCUCCCUACUACGAGACCUAUAUCAAUGGUGAGCUCGAACUGGUUGGCGGUACCUCAGGGGCGAGUCCGGUCGUUGCUGCCACUAUCGCACUGCUCAACGACGCUCGCCUGCGCGCGGGGAAGACGUCUCUGGGAUUCCUCAACCCCUGGCUCUAUUCUAGCGGCUACAAGAGCUUGAACGAUAUUACCGGGGGCACAGCGACUGGAUGCGAUGGCAGCACGGCGGGCGGAGGCUAUAUUCCCUGGGCCAGCUGGAAUGCCACCGUGGGUUGGGAUCCCGCCACCGGUCUGGGAACCCCCGACUUCGCCAAGCUGAAGACGGCGGUGCUGGCUUUGUAG
Molecule: messenger RNA, 1766 nt
Organism: Aspergillus saccharolyticus JOP 1030-1
Lineage: Eukaryota; Fungi; Ascomycota; Eurotiomycetes; Eurotiales; Aspergillaceae
Product: S53 family peptidase
Exons: 5
Coding region: 30-1766 (578 amino acids)
Biological process (GO): proteolysis
Molecular function (GO): serine-type endopeptidase activity; tripeptidyl-peptidase activity
Source: RefSeq, a predicted model, not a curated record